Messenger RNA from Exserohilum turcica Et28A, 1291 nucleotides. RefSeq lists its product as uncharacterized. The coding region runs from base 77 to 1180 and encodes 367 amino acids. The record is from RefSeq and is a predicted model, not a curated record. Gene Ontology annotation, molecular function: protein binding. NCBI's taxonomy places the organism in Eukaryota, Fungi, Ascomycota, Dothideomycetes, Pleosporales, Pleosporaceae. The transcript has 2 exons.
GUGCGAGCGCGGAGAUAUAAUGCGUGCGCUUCUCACAUCAGGUCAAAGAUGAAUGGAACCAGACUACCUCAUCAAAAUGCCUUUCAUGAACACCAAGGGCGCGACUACGCUCGGCCACACGUUCAGAAACUUCGACCAAACCAUCAUUACCAUCAAGGUCGGUCGAAAGGACUGCAAUGAGUCUUUCAGCUGCCAUCGCGAACUCUUGCGGAGAUGCUCGACAUACUUUAGCACAUGCUUGGAGGAGAAGAGCGACUCGCCUUACAGCAGCCCCGCCACUGCGCUGGAGCUAGAGGACACCAACCCAGACGUUUUCGAUGCCUUUAUGCUCUGGCUUUACACUGGCUUUAUUCCGCACCACCUUAUCGAGGGCGGCAAGGAAGUCCAUCCUCCCACACAUGCUGUCCACGUCAAUGGAAGCGAUAGCACCGCCCCUACCGAGCAUGGCGAAAGCGACGACGUGGAUACCGCAUCAUGGGGCAUUGCUCUAGAAGAUGACACAACUUCAGAAAGCGCUCCAGCAGCCCCUGAAACGACGGCUAGUUCUGAAGCUGCGAGUGCAGAGAAGGUACCAGGAGAGGCCGAGGCUGAAAAGGUUGCGGUAGCGCCACCCCAUCGCAACCCAGCAGAAAAGCCCGAGAUACCAAAGGAGACGCUGUGCCCAUGCUGCUCGCGACCGUACAAAUGGAGGGGGUUGGAAGGCUUCUUGGAGCGCCGUUUCGUCUCUCUCUACGUCUUUGCGCACCGAUACUCGAUUCCCCGAUUACGCCGUGCUGUGCUUCUCGCCUGGCAGACCAACGACGAAAUUCUGCAAGUCAUGCCAGACCACAGCAACGUCAUCGCCGCAUACGAGAGCCUCCCUCCCGACUCGGCUCUCUGCAGGUAUUUCCUCGACAUGUACUCCGUGUACUGGAACCCCGAUCGUGACGACGAGCGCAUGAUUUCCUUACGAAGCCAGCUUCCACAGGCGUUCCUAUUCGAGCUAGUCACCAUGCUAGCUCGAGGCGAGCGCCCCAAGAUGGAGAAGGAGUGGUGUGAGUUCCAUGAGCACGAGACGGAAGAGGAAAAGAAGUCUUGCCUAGAUGAUCUAGCCAAAGACCCGGUAGCAAGCAAGGCCCUGCGACGCAUCAAGGAUAGCAAGGGCUGGAAGGGCCUGGUGCUCAAGAAGGGCAAGCGAUGAUGACAUUUACGACAACUCAUUUGCGAGCAUGGCAAUCGGGAGGCGUAGCAUCGGCGUUUGGAGCUGCACACAUUGUGCGCAUAGCAGUAUAAUCAAUCAACCAAUCUUUUC